AUGGCCGCAACAGACCCCACGUACCCACUGUACCCUCUAGUGUGUCUAGUUGGUGCGAUACUUCUCUUGCUUGUCUUUAUUUCUGGCUUCCUGCGCCAGAGCUGGAACCUGGGUGUCACCUUCUUAUGCUUCUGGCUCUUCUUCGAGAACUUGACGUAUGCCGCCAAUACCAUCAUCUGGUCAGACAAUGCCGACGUCAAACUAUACAUCUACUGCGAUAUCGUGUCACAUCUGCAGCUCGUCGCCUUCGUGGUGAAACCUAUGUCAACGCUAAUCAUCAUGCGCCGGUUAUACUUGAUCGCCAGUCUACGGAUCCUAGAAUCUCCAAGUAAAAUAGAGAGGCAGCUGGACAGACUCAAAGAGUGGACCCUCGGUCUCAUCAUGCCCAUCUUGUAUGCGGUACCGCUCUAUUAUGUUCUACAAAGACGACGCUUCAUCGUCCUUGAAGCUCAGGGGUGCACGAAUGCAAUGGUACCAUCUGUACUGUAUCUCCUACUUCGCUCCGGCUUCAUUCUGCUUCCACCGGCCAUGUCACUUGUACUCUACCAAACACGACUAGCGCUCAUCCUUUACCGUCAGCGUAGAGAGGUCAGCGCAUUCUUGCAAAGCAACGCUGUGAUCUCCGAAGCGAUCUACAUGCGCGUCUUGGCCGUCGCCACCGUGGACGUGAUCGUAUCCUUGAUCGGCAGUACCGUGAGGUUUGCUCUCGACGUCCAGGCCUACGUGAUCUCCGGGCACAUCGUUUUCUACCAAGGGUGGGACUAUGUACAUAGCGAACCUUGGGGUCCCGUAGGCGUAUCAUGGGAAGAUUGGAACUCCGACACCCCAAUGGCCGUAGCAUCGGAUAUCUACACCGAGUGGAUGUCGCCCAUCAUAUGUUUCGCCAUCUUCGGAUGCUUUGGUCUAACGCCGGGCGCCCGUGCAGCGUAUCAACACGCACUCUGCACCGCCGCAGGAUGGUUCGGGUUGAAGGCAGUCUGGCCCGGUCGACUCCGCUGUACAACCUUAAGCUCGGCGCUGAGUUCACUUCGUUUCAACUGCAACGUCGGCCAGCCUCAGGAUGUUUCGCUCGCAAGUUGUGAGCUUGGUCCUACGCUGGAUGUUGUCGAUACUGCACCACCUUCCGUAGACGCGGGAGCGGAAGGCAAGGAACAGGCUGAAGACACGGCAUCGCGUGAACUGGACGAGCGCAAGGACUCUAGAUCCCUUUACUCUAGUGAGAGCGGGGAUCUGAAGCGAGGACGACGUAGCAUGGAGACAGCCGUGACUGGCGAGACGAAGGUAUUUCCAGCAGCCGAUCUGGUUUAA
Molecule: messenger RNA, 1308 nt
Organism: Peniophora sp. CBMAI 1063
Lineage: Eukaryota; Fungi; Basidiomycota; Agaricomycetes; Russulales; Peniophoraceae
Source: the annotation of a GenBank genome assembly